Molecule: messenger RNA, 4375 nt
Organism: Xenopus tropicalis (tropical clawed frog)
Lineage: Eukaryota; Metazoa; Chordata; Amphibia; Anura; Pipidae
Gene: sall4
Product: spalt-like transcription factor 4
Exons: 4
Coding region: 81-3224 (1047 amino acids)
Biological process (GO): regulation of signal transduction; limb morphogenesis; olfactory bulb development
Cellular component (GO): nucleus
Source: RefSeq, a predicted model, not a curated record
UUAGGCAUUUCCCAUCUCAGUUCCCAAAAUAUUCUCUUUUGCUUGUGGGUCAGAGAGAACCAGCAGCAGCCUCUGUAUCCAUGCUGGCUGAACAGAAGGAUUGCCCAAGCAAUACCGAUGGAGAGAGAGCUGUGAAAAGAUGCAGGAUGGAAGAGACCCACAUCUGUGAAAAAUGUUGUGCGGAGUUCUUCGAGCUUUCUGAUCUUCUUGAACACAAAAAGAGUUGCACUAAAAACCCUCCUGUCCUCAUUAUGAAUGACAGCGAAGGGGCAAUGCCCCAUGAUGGUUACGCAGAGGACUCUCCGGAAGGUGCCGAGGCAGAGCCUCUGGAGGUGCCAACUGUAGACAAUGUUCAGCCAAAGAGUUCCUCUGUGUCUCCGGAAAAGAUGGAAGAGAAAGUAGACUCUGCAAAAAAAACUGUCCCUCAGUCCACUCCUAAGACUAAUGGCCUUGGCUACGUGUCAAAAACAAAGCUGUCCAACACUAAUGUGACUUUACAGACCAUCAAUAGUACUAAAGUGGCUGUUAAUCAACAUGCUGCAGAUGGGGUUGCGACAUCGCAGUCUAACCCCAAUGCUAUCCCGAUGAUCCUUGAACAACUAGUGUGCUUGCAGCAGCAACAAUUGCAGCAGAUUCAGCUAACUGAGCAAAUUCGCAUCCAGAUUGCCAUGAUGGCCCCGAACUCCUUGCAUCCCUCUAUCGCUGCUGCCACAGAUCCGCUUAAGGCUCUUGGUGCACACUUAUCUCAGCAACUUUCUGCAGCUGUUGCUUUGAUUGGCCAGAAAGCUGGAACGCAAAGCCUUUCACUUGAGUCUUUAAAACAGAGCAAGCUACCUCAUUCCACUGUGGCCAUGCCUACUGCUGGUACUGUACCUCUUGCCCUUACCACAUCUCUCCUAAAGCAAGAGCCUAGCUUGGGGCUCUCCACUGCUGUUGGAAGGUUUCCCAACCCUGCCUUACCUCAUUCCCCAGGCACAGUCAUUUUCCAAAAUCCCAUCAAUGCUCUGGAUCCUUCAAAAAAGCUCAAGGGGAAGUUCCCAAGUGUAACAACUCCUGAGACGAAGCCAGGGGGUGAGGACCAGUUCUUUAGGCACAAGUGUAAGUUCUGCGGCAAAGUCUUUGGCAAUGAUAGCGCUUUACAAAUCCAUCUACGUUCUCAUACCGGUGAAAGACCCUACAAAUGUAACAUUUGUGGGAACAGGUUUACAACAAAAGGAAACCUGAAGGUGCACUUCCAGCGUCAUAAAGAUAAGUAUCCACACAUCAAGAUGAAUCCUUACCCUGUUCCGGAGCAUUUGGACAAUGUUCCUACUACAAGUGGAAUUCCAUAUGGUAUGUCUGUUCCGUUGGAUGAGUCUAAUGUAAUUGUGGAUACAAAAUCUGGUGUGGCUGGCCUUCCCAAUGCAACCAACCUCUCAAGCCUUACAGAAACUGUUCUAGGUGCUUUUCCACUUAAUAUGCAGUCUAGGCCAUCUCCUGGUAGUGAAGGGGAGUCUGUUUCUUCUGGUGCUGUAGGUCAGGAGUCUGGCACAGACCAGAGUUUAAACUCUCCCCCUGUGAGCGGAUCAAGUGAACAAGGGUCAGAAACAACUAAGCUUCAACAGCUGGUGGAGAACUUGGACAAGAAUGGAUCAGAAACCAAUGAGUGCUUAAUAUGCCACAGAGUGCUGAGUUGUCCUAGUUCCUUAAAAAUGCAUUACCGCACUCAUACUGGCGAAAGACCAUUCAAAUGCAAGAUCUGCGGAAGAGCUUUCUCAACAAAGAGUAACCUCAAAACCCAUUAUGGUGUUCACAGGGCCAAUACGCCUUUGAAACUGCAACAUUCUUGCCCAAUAUGCCAGAAGAAAUUUACAAACGCUGUAGUGCUGCAGCAACAUAUCCGAAUGCAUAUGGGUGGGCAGAUACCAAACACACCAGUGACUGAAGAUGCCAGUGAUGACCUUGAUAUUGACUCUAUGAUGGAUGAGAAGAAUGGAGAGUUGAACAACAGUUUCACUGAUGAGAACCCUGAUGAUAUCGAUAUGGAAGAUGACGAGUUGGCAGAAAACGCAUCCGGCUCAAAGCCACCAACACCACACAGUGAGACAAGAGCAGAAUCCCCUGCUAUGCCGUUCUCUAGUGGAACAGGCCAGGACAAUCAGGUUGCUUUGCCAUCGGCAUUAAACUUACAAAGGCAAAAUAGUGUGAAAUCAAGUGAAAAUGGUUCUCUGGAAAGUGAUGGAUUGACCAAUGAUUCAUCCUCUGUAGGGGAUCAAGAAUAUCCCAAUGGCAAGAGUCCCACACAGUCUGAAGCCAGAACUUUUUCACCAACCAAUAGCCAGUCUGACAGCAUUGCAUCCAAGUCGCCCCCUUCCUAUAAUGGACUGGAUGACAUAGGGUUGCUGUCAAAGGAUGAGCAUUCUCAGAAUGGCUCCCUAAAUCCUGAUGGGGAUGGUGCCUUGGAUCUAACGAAUGGCGGCUUUACCCGGAAGAUCAAGGAAGAACCAGGUUUACUGCAGAAUGGAGAACUAGGCAGGUCACCUAAUAUGUAUGUAGGUGCCCCACCAGCACUGAUUAAAAUGGAAGUAUCCUCUGAUCGCAUGGCAGGUGCAGCCCAGUUCCUCGGGCCCCCAAACCUGUCGCCGGGACUGACCCCUCUUAUUGUACCUCAGCGACGGUCGGCAAAGCAACAUAUCUGUCACACGUGCGGGAAGAACUUUUCCUCAGCAAGUGCCUUACAGAUCCAUGAAAGGACACACACCGGAGAGAAGCCAUUUGCUUGUACAAUCUGUGGGAGGGCAUUCACCACAAAGGGGAAUCUUAAGGUCCAUGUUGGAACCCACAUGUGGAAUAAUUCUGCUCGGCGAGGAAGACGACUAUCUGUGGAUAACCAAAUUCCUGCAUUGGGAACUGAUGCCAAGAAAGUGGCUGAAAUCUUUCCAAAGUUCAUUGUGCCUCCUACAGUCAGCAUCGACCCUACCAUGUGGAACCAAUAUGCCACAGCCCUUAGUAAUGGCUUGGCUCUGAAGACGAACGAGAUAUCUGUUAUACAGAACAGUGCUGUCCCUGCACUGCCCGUUAGCAAUGGCGUUGCUCCUGUGCUCAGCACGGCUACUGUCACCAAUAUUGACGUAUCUGCCGCGAGUGUUGCCCAGACUUUGCCCGAAAUUGGGGAUUCUGCUGCGGAGAGUGUGCCAAAACACCAGUUUUCACACUUUAUGGAGGAAAAUAUUGCGGUGAACUAAAAUCAAGCAGACGGGCCAAUGUGUAAUGGACAACCAUGGUUUUUACCAUUAGCUGUCAUGAAAUGGUUUUUCAGCAGUCUUUAUAUAUUUUUUUUUUUGUAAUGAUAUUCCUCCGAAAACAAUCGCAACUUCUAAACCAAAACGUGAAAAUUCUCUGACGCAGGCCAUACUGGACAACUAUAAAUACAAAGAGAAAAAAAAGCUGAAAAACUGUGGCAUCCUGUUUCUAAAGGUCAAAUGUUUACUUAGUAAAAACUGUCUGCUGUUGCGUCAGAACUCUUUGAAUGUAAAUUUCUACUUCCACGGUUUAUACUUUGCCGCUGCAUUACCCAUUUUACACUCCUAACAAUCCAGUAUUUAUCUGUCACUGUUGGAAUAACUGUAGAGAACUUGGUGGCUUUGUCACUUAUUUAUUUUUCAUCUUCUCCCUGUUCCCCCAUCUGUUUUUUAUUUUUGCAAUAGGACAUUUGGAGACUGUUGCUUCGCUGUCACUUGGAAUCUAAGAGCAGUAUUAAGUUAUAUCCUGGUUUCCUGACCUUAACCGCACAGACCAAUCGCUUUUCAGCAAAGCCUAGUGAAUUUAUGUUAUCUACCUCAUAACUUUUUAACUUUUUUUUUUUUCCCUCUUCCCUAAAUUCUACUGUAAACUGGUACUGGAAGGACUCUGAGCACUGUUACUUUUUAUUUUCAUAUUGGAUGAAGUUACAAGUCUUCGACUACUGUGUGGGACGUAAAUUUAUUUCAUUUCUUGUAUAUAAAAACAGGGGAAAGUACUUUUUUUGCAUUUGAAAAAUGAAGAGUUGUAACUUUGUUUACGAAAGGCCAAAAAAAAACAAAACUUCUUAACCAAAUUGCAAACCUACCAAAAAUUAUAUAUACCUUGUAGUUGCACCUGAAAUAAUUCAUGUCAUUGCCAUUUUGUGCCUUUCUUGAUGGACUUGGAAAUCUUGAACAAAUUUUUCCUGUUUACAGUGUAAUGUCGGAAGGAAGACUGCGUUCCAAUGCCAUGUUUCUGCAAUGUGAAUGUAUGCCUUUUUAGGAACCUGAAAUUUUUCUUUCUUGAGCAUCUACUGAAUGUAUUAAGUGUUGGGGAGGGGGGGGUUGAGUUUUUUUCUGUUUCAGAGAAUAAAUUUUUGGGAUGACCUUUUUCU